GAACGCAGGAACGGACGGGAGGAAAAAAAAGCUCGUCUGGUAUAGAGGCUUGGAGAAAGUGCUGGACCCACCGGACUUACCUUGGCGUGGAUGGUGUGCGAUCGACGAUGGAUUCGGUGCUAAACACGGUCCAACGGUUUCUGUACAUCGGAAGCGAUAUACCGUUUGUGUUUGACCCACCACCGCCGCUGGAUCUGGAGCUGGGAAAGCAGGUUCUCGGACCAGCGGUGAAUCCUGUGGAUCCAGCCGGAGCAGGAAAACAACCGGAACCACCCGUUACCACCGAAGGGCCGGCACACAAGAAAACCGGCAACAAAAAGAAGGACAAUCAAACGAUUAAGCUGGAAGUAGAGAAGGCGAAGCAGCAGCAAACGAAGAACAACAAACCGGAAACACCGAAAGCUGCUGCUGCUGCUGCUACGGAAAGCAAAUCAUUAACAUCGAAGCCCGUAGAAACGGUUGCCACUGCUGUGCUGCCACUGCAUCCAGUGCUUGCUUUGAUUAAAUCGACUUUCAAAAGCAAAUCACUCCGCCGGACGGACGAGUGUCUGUUUGCAUUGGCAUACUGCGCACGAAACUUUGCCACACCGGAGGAUCGUCACGCCGUGUACGUGCUGCUGCCGGAGCUGAUUCGCACGUCGCACGAUCUGCUUACGUUCAUUUCCUACUUCACUCAGCUCGCCACACAAUCGGGACAUGCCGGAUUUGGCCACGGGUUGCGCACAGCCAUCACGCGCUGGUACGAAAAGUUUACGCCGAUCGAUCUGGCCGAAAUGCUGGUGCGGAGCAUUAGCACAGCCGGCUGGACGCACAAGGACGUGAUAGCUAAGGCGCAUCCGAAGCUAAACUGUGUCGAAAAACAGGCGCUGCUCGAUGCGGCCAUGAAGCGUACCAGCCAGCUGCAGGAGAAGAAAGCUCCGGAAAAGAAGGGCAAGAAGAAAAAGCAGAAGGAAACUGUGGCACCGCCAGCACCGGCGCUUCCAGCAACCAAGGAGACGGCUGUUGCAGUAAGCAGCUCGAAAGCUUUCAGGCGCUACCAGACACUGUUGCAGUUCAAAUCGGUUCCAAACGCUGGGAAAGCGCUGGAACUGUUGAAGCAGCACGGUGCGAAGGGUAGGCUUGAGCUGCUGCCACGCCAUCUGCGACGCUUUGCAAAGGUUUGGGAGGCACUGUAUCCGUACCUUACGUACCGUGAGCUGCUGCAGGCGGCCCUGCCAAUGCAUGACUUCCGGCUGCUUAAGGAGGGCGAUGCGAACACCAAGGCGUACGUGGAAACGUUAAAGAAGCGGUUGGAUGCGCUCGAAGCGGAAUGCAUCCAUCCGAUCGAGGUGUUUGUGAUUGCGAAGCUGUACCAGCACGGCAAGCGGUACGUGACCAAAGUCAAGGAAGAGAUGCACACCCUUUACCUAACGGAUAUGUGUCCACCGCUGAAGGAAGUGCAGGACCGGCUGAACGAGGCACUGGAACAUUCGCUGAGCCAUCAUCCGAAGACGGGUGUUCGCUACUAUAUCGCGCUUGAUCUGCGCUGUGUUUACGAUCGAAAGAAAAUUUUUCGUAACCAGGUCAUCACCUGCUUCCAGGCUAGCGUACUGUUAGCCUUUUCCAUCUACAAGCGGGAGAAGAACGUAACGGUUGUGGCGUUUACCGAAGACAAGGAAGCGCUUGCCAGUGUCGAGUUCGAGCCGAGCAUGACGUUGGAACAGGCCAUGAAGCUCUGCGUUGGGCUGAUGUUGCCAACCACCAAGGUAUCGCUUGAAGCACCGAUCAAACAGGCCGAAGCGAGCAAACUGAAGGUGGAUGUGUUCAUCACCGUCACGGAUUCGUUGAUCCGCGUGAAUCCUACCCGCCGUCCACCGACUGCACAGCUGCAGGAGUAUCGCAAAAAGAUGAAGCUGAAUCUAAGCAGAUAUGUUGCUAUUUCGCUGACUCACCAUACACCAUCGCUGGACUGGACUGGGCCGGGCAAGGACACGGGUGGAUUGCUGGAAAUGGUUGGAUACAGCGCACACAACGCCAAGGUUAUCGAGGCGUUUGCUAAAAAUAAUUUCUUCUAAACGAGCAGCAAACACAUGUCCGCGGCACGGCGGUGUGGCUUGCUGGGUCAGUAAGUACUGCAACUAUGAAUUACUACUCAUCUGAUAUAGCAUUUGCUCGGUUCCGCUUAUUUCGACGAGACAUCACGGCACGUAAGCCAUUGGAUGCUGCUGGCAAAGGAAUGAAUUCGUUUACGUUAUCAAGAUAACGUCUUUUAUAAUUUUUUCGUUGGUUUUUUGUUGCUUUUUGUAAUCUCCUUAAUACUGUAUUUCGAAUCAAAAUUCAAUUCUGAAUUGAUGUACGUUUAGAAUGUAAAAUCAAUUUAUUUUCUACCUUCUUUUUAAUAUUCUUAAUACCUUUUUCUAUUGUUUAACUUUUCUGGUAUUAUUUUUGCUUCUCUUGGAACAACUCUGAUGAGCUGGUAUUUUUAUAACUAUAAUAAUAUUACUAGACUAGUUUUAGAAGGAUCCUAUAUGCAUUCACCAUCUCCAAACCUUGUAACGAUAGGGCAUACAUAGUGGAGUAGUCUAAAACGUUCUUCUAUAGUGCUUUUAUGACGUGCUGAACACUGAUUCUACUUUCUACAGGCAAACUGGCUUAUUUUUAUCGUGAAACAAUAUUGCAUUUUCCUCACUCACCACGUUGUAAUCCUUAUUUUGAAACCGAUGUCUUUUCCUCACCGAAUUUGAUUUCUGCUUCUACUUCAUCUUGGCUUAACGACCAAUACGAAGCGACAGUGGGGCCGAUCUUCACACGACGGAAAGCCAUUAGAUGCACACAUGAUCUAGCUCGCAGGUCGUUUAGCCAACAAGAAGGUGCAGGACUGUAGAACGUGGUAACAGUGUUCGAAUAGGCCCGAUCAUAUCCGGGCCAAUGUUACAACACAACUCCUUAUUGCUUUUUUUCCUAGUCAGUUACCGAAAUCAAGUUGAAAACUUCCAAUUCUGCUCGUUUUUUUAUUUCCUUUUUUACUACUGUUACAAAAGGCGUUUAAAGCUAGUACUAAAUGAGGCAAACUUUCUACACUCUUCCCUAAAAUAUAUGUAUAUCGUAUUGCGCGUGUGUAUGUAUGCAUUAGGGCCGAUAGAAAAACAAAGGCAUAGGCAUUAAUGAUCUUAAAUUGAUCGCAAACUCUACACUCUCCCCUUUUUUGUUCGAUGUAGUGUUUAUAGCCGUCAAGCUUCGAUGUAAGUUCCUCUUAUUGUACGGAACGGAUAGCUGUAAGCAAUGUAAUGUUACUCACAUCACAACAAUAUUUAUGUAGAUUACAUUACACCGACAUUACAUUACAAGUUAGAAACCCAUGCAAACCAAUUUCUAAUAACCGAUCAAAUCAAAACCCCCCCCAUAAAAAAACUGUGAUUAUCGAAAACGGUCGAAACUCUGGUCAAAAUAUGUUUGUUUUCCUCCCCCUGCGUGAGAUACAAGACAAUGAAUCUUUGUUGCAGAUUAUAUGAAACAACUCAGACCUAUAUAACACUAUAUACUCUCUCACACACAUGGCAUCCCCCAAUGCCUCUAUACACAUAUCUCCUAAUGUAACAUAAUGUUUUUUUUUGUUUGAAUUGUAUGUUCAAAAACAACUGUUAUAUGUUUGAGUGUUUGUUUGUCACAUUUAAGCUAUACUCACGUGUGGAUGUGGAUACACUAACUCCAAAUUGACAAAGCAACAAUCUGUGGUAAAAGAAAACUAAUGCAACUAAUUCGGGCAACUAGUCGAGAAACGAUAAAAAGUGCUUCUUAGAACACAUACGACUAAAGCGCGGUGUGGUGUGGAUUCCAUUUCCAAAACACACACACACACACGCACACAUUGAGUGUGUUUCAAUCCAUUUCCCGUCCGCGUUCGAAUGAAAUCGUACACAUCCACAAUUAAGCAUCGCAAAUGGUGAGAAAUGUCCCCUAAAGCGCUGCUGCCUAAAAUGAGAAGAGAUUAUACACAAUACAUUGUUUUUUGUUUGUUUUGGUAGUUGUCUUUAAAUUACACAAAGCAAAGCAAAAAAAUCAUAGCAAAAUUUGCGGAAAAGUGCAUCUUAUUUAAAAAGGAAGAAGGCCAAUAAUAUAAUCUCGCAAGCAAACUGCCACAACUCACUCACUCACCUUAUUACACUGUAUUGAGGUUGAUAAUAAGUUUGUUGAACGCAAAACAAUCAAAUCAAAUUGAAAAAUCGGAAGGAGCGAGAAGAAUUGUUUAUUCGAGAAGAAUUAUUUCGCCUGUUGAAACCCCCUCCAAAACCAUGUCCCCCAUGCAAUGAUCCGGCGACUGGAGCGACUUAACGCGUGCGUGGCGGCGGUAGUGAUAGCAAAACAAAAAGCCAAGGAUCGAGCGGUCAGCAUGCGGUGUAACAGCAGUAUUCGUUAUUAGUAUUUAAAGAGCAAAAAAAAAAAAAAGCAAAGGUGGGAAACAAUAAUCACACAAAACCUGCGUAAAAGUGCCGAUUAAGGUUUUGAAGCGCCGUGAAGGUAAAUAUAGCAUUAGGCAAAGACAUGACACAACGGAGCAGCAAUAACAGCUGGCCGGGGGGAACCCUACUAAUUUUCGUUUUGUUAUAGUUCGUUAAACGUUCUGUUUCUGCAGAAGAAAAAAAAAACACUAAGAAGACUGUUUUAAGCUUUUAAAGUCAAGCCAAAGGGUACGGUUUUUUACUUUUUCGUUUGUGUGCAGAGAGCGUUGUUCUCGGUUUUACGCACACUCGCACACCUUCUCUCUCUCUGCACCGAAUGCACAAAACUUGCAUGCGUACGAAAAUAUUAAAAAGAAAACAAACACACAAAACAUAGAAGAAAGACGGGUAAUCUCAUCAUUAAGGACCGAUACGUACCGUAAGAAAGUUAGUAGUACUGUACAGAAACUGAAAAUUUGAAUGUAAGGUUGAACUUAACACACACACAAGCACUGUUACACCUCCUGCGAUCGCUCAUCCACCGCUCAUCUUGGCAGAAGCAGACCUACCUAGGCUACCAUUUCGAUGAGCCUUUAUUUCUUUCAAUGCAAAAUGUGAUACGAAAUCGAAUGGAAUAUUGUUUCCCUGUAAGCAACAAAUCCGUUUAUAGCCAAAUGAUCUGGAACAGAAAAUAAAAUAAAAUAGUAAAGCAAACGAAAAUGACGAAAUCGAAAAUAGAUAGAGUAGUUAACGACGGAAAAACACUUCACCCAACAACGGUGCAGCAGCAACAAAAAAGCAAGCGAGCAAAACCGCAAACACCACCAAAUGUUAAGUUCCAGUUUUGGGAAUUCGAACAAUGUACUAGCACAAUAAUCGGUUGCGGCAGCAUUUUCCGAAUCCGGAGAGAGAAUUAAUUAGCAAUGGUGAUAUUUUUGUAAACGUGUUAAAACAAAUUCUAAACGAAAGCCGAACAACGCAACACUGGCGGAAGGAGAUUAGGAAAGAAGGAUUACUGCAACUACCCUCCAACUGUUACUUUAUUGUUUGCUUGUUGUCAGCAAAAACAGCAGCCAGAUUUAUGUCAAAAAGAGUGGUUCUUCUCUAUCCUUACCAGCCAACCGAACUAUCUAUAUAUUGAAAAUGAUCAAACAUUUAUCUACAUUUCUCGACUGCCGCCGUCGCCGACACCCGGCCAGUUUAAAAACAAAAAAGAGGUGAUAUGGUACCCCACUGUACACGAAAGUAUUCAAUCAUGAUGUGAUUUUAUUCACGUGGUUAAACCAGACAACAAAAAACGCUUACAACAUUUAUCAUAAUAGAGUGAGAGAGAAAGAGGUUUAGAACAAUGAGGCAUUAUUACUUUAUAGUUUUCCUUCAAUCGUUGUACAAUAGCGAGCAGUUUCGGUGUGUCUCGUUUCAUUCUUUUCGUCGUUUUGUGUAAUAUGUGUUUAAACUAGUGAUCUAAAGCAAAAAGUGUGACCGAAAAGAAAAAAAAUGGUGGCCGUUUUGCAGCAAAAAAAUAGCGUUAAAAAGAAGACUGACAACAAAUUUGGUCAACAUUAUUACGAGCACACACACACAAUAAUAUGCGCAAUGAUGGGCGAUAAUUGGCGACCGACCACCACACUCUUAUCUUAUGAACCAAGCAAGCAACGCACCGAAAAACCUGAAUCGAAAGCAAGAAGAAAAUACACUGAACUGAUAUGUUUUGAUGAAACGUGAAAAAACACUCAAUCCAUUUUGUAUGCACUAAGCUAAAGGACAGCUAUAACGUGUACCACACACCACCUUACAACCUUUCCAGCCUUUAGUGCGCUGGCUCGUAUCGUUUAAAGUUAAGUUUAUGUGUUAGUAGUUUAUACGUUUCCACUUGCAUGAGUGCGUGUUCUGGUUUCAAUCCUUCCCUUGCUGCUGCCAUACAGGGACAUGCGAAGGGUGUACGAUCCUUAGUUUUUAUUAAAGAAAAAAUCGCAUUCGAACUAUUAGGGCUUUACUUUACCACAUACAACAAAAAAAAAACACUUUUUUGGCUAGUAAAACCCGUUAGAAAACGAAUAGAAAAAAAAACAACUAAUUUCAAAAAUGUUCAACAAUGAAUAGACAAAAAGGAGCAUCAAUCACUAAUAUUAUGCCAUAAUUGAUUCCUCUCUCGCGUGAUAAAUGAAUAUUUUUGGGCCUGGAAGAAGAAAUCACUUCGAACAAAGCAACAAAACACUCACAAAUCGAUAAACGUUAAGAUAGAUAUAUAAAAAAAACAAAAACACGGAAAUUCAUAAAGAGACCACAAACUAGUAUGGAAAAAACCGGUUAUUUUUGUACGAAAAACAAAACACAUUGCGAUAAACGAAAUGAGAACAAUAAUGAUGGAAAAGGAACAACAACAACAAAAACACAGUAAACAUUGGGCUUUAUACAAAUUCAAA
This is a messenger RNA of Anopheles stephensi (Asian malaria mosquito), 6844 nucleotides long. RefSeq names its product 60 kDa SS-A/Ro ribonucleoprotein-like. The transcript is spliced from 6 exons. Bases 108 to 2054 code for a protein of 648 amino acids. Gene Ontology annotation, cellular component: ribonucleoprotein complex. The record is from RefSeq and is a predicted model, not a curated record. NCBI's taxonomy places the organism in Eukaryota, Metazoa, Arthropoda, Insecta, Diptera, Culicidae. Gene Ontology annotation, molecular function: RNA binding.